GUGUACUUUAUUUAAUAGUUUUUCAUCCAAUAUUUAUCUUAAUGGUUUGGAGUUACCUUCAAGGAGUAUUUACGAAACCUGGUUAUCCCGAUGAAACUAGUUCAGAUAUUUCGUUGCCUCGAUUUCUUUCAUUAUCAUCAUAUCAACCAUUAUCUCAACAUUAUUCUCAGGCCAAUCAGGGCUCUACAGGUUCUAAUCAAACAAAUAAUGAAAAUAAUGAUUCUAAUAAUUUAGCAAGGACAAUAACUGUAAAACAAAACGUUUGGACGACAAUUUAUUCACUUUUAAUAAUGCUAGCUACAAUACCACCAACUUUCGAAUUCACGGCUUCGUCGUACGAGGCAAUAUUAGAGCUGGACUUAAAUUGGUCGUUUUUGAUUCUCGUUGGUGCUAUAUUUUCUCUUUGUCUUUCGGGAUUUGCUAUUUAUCAUACAACGCUCAUUUUAUCCAAUCAAACUACACUUGAGAGUUUACAACGACAACGUUAUAAAAUAAAGGAGAAUAGUGAAGUUACAUCAAGUAAUUAUUUGAAUUUAUUUGAUGUUGGUAAAAGGGCUAACUUUCAACAAGUGAUGGGCUCAACAUGGUAUCUUUGGCUAAUUCCAAUAGGAAACUCAUAUGGCGAUGGUUACUCAUGGCCUUUAAAUCCACAUCAAUGCAUCACAUUAUGUGAUUCAGUUGAAGAUUUGAAUGAAAACCGCGUUUAA
Ambispora leptoticha is the source of this 707-nucleotide messenger RNA. Lineage: Eukaryota; Fungi; Glomeromycota; Glomeromycetes; Archaeosporales; Ambisporaceae. The record is from the annotation of a GenBank genome assembly.